This is a messenger RNA of Drosophila subobscura, 1471 nucleotides long. It is a transcript of the gene Tsp68C, whose product is annotated as tetraspanin-8. NCBI's taxonomy places the organism in Eukaryota, Metazoa, Arthropoda, Insecta, Diptera, Drosophilidae. Bases 299 to 1408 code for a protein of 369 amino acids. Gene Ontology annotation, cellular component: membrane. The transcript is spliced from 2 exons. The record is from RefSeq and is a predicted model, not a curated record.
AAUGAGUGGGAGUACAACAAGAGAAGAGACCAUUAUAGAUUCGGCUCUCUGGAGUAUCUCGCUUUCGCUUUGAACUUGCCAGAACUUGCUAUUGCUUUGCUUCUCCCCACUAUUCAGUUUUAAUUCAGAUAAGCAAGUUGCAACGGAUAAAAAUAGUUACUUUGUUCUCUUUUUGAAAGCUUUGUCCCUUUGAUUUUACAAGCAUGCAGUACACAACAGCCUUUGUUUAUCGUUUUUUAUUUGCUGCAACUGUCUAAUUAAUUGAACCACACCCGAAAAAUCACUUUGCCAAUUAAACAUGAAGCGAUGUUUCAAUUACAAGUUCGUCCUCAAUUUCUGCAAUUUUUUAUUUCUGCUAUGUGGUAUUCUUCUCAUUGUAUCUGGAUGUUACCUGUUUACCGAUAACAAGCGCAUCCUGCUGUCCAGACUACUAGCCGCUCCCAACGAUCGUCUUAAUGCAUUGCCACAACCAUUGCUCUACUACAUUGCUCUUGGACUGGCUAUUGCUGGAUUUAUAGCAGUACUGACAUCGGUUGUGGGCUUUUGGGCUAGUUGCCUGCACACCUACUGCUUUCUCAGUAUUUACUUCUUAGGCGUCGUGGUUCUACUCUUGACUGAAUCCGUUCUAUGCUUGGCCAUCACUCUCUGGCCCCACUGCUUAGGCAUUGGCCUAGAUGAGAGUCAAAUGGUAAAGUCUUUGCAAUCCUAUUAUGGUGUACCGGGUCACGAGCAGUACACCAAUGCCAUGGACCUGGCACAAACUCGCUUUGGUUGCUGCGGGAUGAAAAGCUCAUUGGACUACGACACAUCGUUAUGGCGUCUCCAAAGUUAUGGGCAAACCAAUUGGCCUGUUCCAUUAAGUUGCUGUGUCCUGGAAAAUGCGCCACAGCCAUUCGCAUAUCUAGAUCCAAAGCCAGCAAACGAGACUCAGUGUAAGUCCCUGAAUCAUUUAUCCUACGAGAGAGAGCGUUAUACGGAAUCAUGUCUGCUCCAUCUCGAUACCUGGUAUCGGGAGCAAUAUAGUGUAUUCCUUGGCGCCAGCCUCCUAAUGGCUCUUGUUGAGUUUUGUGUCCUGCUUGCCAUUAUAAUGAGCUGCACGGCCCUUGCCUCCCAAAGAGCCAGGACUGAAGAUAUACAAAACGCGACAGAUCAAAAGCGCCAACGGCGUUCAGCACUGUCACAACGUGUUCUUGUUGAAAACAUAUAUGAACCAGAGGUGGAACUCAGAGCAAACUCCGGCCACAGUAUGAACGGCAUGUGUCUGGGAGGGCCUGGCAGGUAUGUAAGCAGCCAGGACUUCUCAGAGUUGUUUCAAAGGCCCAGCGAUCCACACACGCACCGUAAAAACACAUCGUUUGAACCAAUUUCUGCCAACUUCCAAACGCAAGGGAGGAAUUACUUGGUUUAACUUUGGACACGCUAAGCUGAGAGAAGGUGGAUUUGACGUUACUUGCUAAAUACAUUUAAGUAC